This is a messenger RNA of Pichia kudriavzevii, 5520 nucleotides long. RefSeq lists its product as uncharacterized. Gene Ontology annotation, molecular function: methylcrotonoyl-CoA carboxylase activity; urea carboxylase activity; ATP binding. Lineage: Eukaryota; Fungi; Ascomycota; Pichiomycetes; Pichiales; Pichiaceae. The transcript has a single exon. The coding region runs from base 1 to 5520 and encodes 1839 amino acids. The record is from RefSeq and is a predicted model, not a curated record. Gene Ontology annotation, cellular component: mitochondrion.
AUGAACACUAUUGGCUGGUCUGUCUCCGACUGGGUUUCGUUCAACAGAGAAACAACCCCAGACGAAUCCUUUAAUACCCUCAAGGCUUUGGUUGAUUAUAUCAAAUCAACUCCAAAUGAUCCUGCUUGGAUUUCUAUUAUAUCAGAAGAAAAUUUAAAUCAUCAAUGGAAUAUCUUACAAUCAAAAUCGAAUAAACCAUCCUUAAAAUUAUAUGGUGUUCCAAUUGCCGUUAAAGAUAAUAUUGAUGCAUUGGGGUUCCCAACAACAGCAGCUUGUCCAUCUUUUUCUUAUAUGCCAACUUCUGAUUCUACAAUUGUAUCUUUAUUGAGAGAUCAAGGUGCAAUAAUUAUUGGUAAGACAAACUUGGAUCAAUUUGCUACUGGUUUAGUUGGUACUAGAUCCCCCUAUGGUAUAACACCUUGUGUUUUCUCUGAUAAACAUGUAUCUGGAGGUUCUUCAGCAGGUUCAGCAUCAGUUGUUGCUAGAGGUUUAGUUCCAAUUGCAUUGGGUACUGAUACUGCUGGUUCUGGUAGAGUUCCUGCUGCAUUGAAUAAUAUCAUUGGUUUGAAACCAACUGUUGGAGCUUUCUCAACAAAUGGUGUUGUUCCAGCUUGUAAAUCACUUGAUUGUCCUUCAAUUUUUUCUUUGAAUUUAAAUGACGCCCAAUUGGUUUUUAAUAUUUGUGCAAAACCAGAUUUAACAAAUUGUGAAUAUUCCAGAGAAGGUCCUCAAAAUUAUAAGAGAAAAUUUACUGGUAAAGUCAAAAUUGCUAUACCAAUUGAUUUCAAUGGUCUUUGGUUUAAUGAUGAGGAAAAUCCUAAAAUUUUCAAUGAUGCAAUUGAAAAUUUUAAAAAAUUGAAUGUUGAAAUUGUUCCAAUUGAUUUCAACCCUUUAUUAGAAUUGGCUAAAUGUUUAUAUGAAGGUCCUUGGGUAUCUGAAAGAUAUUCUGCUGUUAAAUCUUUCUAUAAAAGUAAUCCAAAGAAGGAAGAUUUAGAUCCAAUUGUUACAAAAAUCAUUGAAAAUGGUGCAAAUUAUGAUGCUUCAACAGCUUUUGAAUAUGAAUAUAAGAGAAGGGGGAUCUUAAAUAAGGUCAAAUUGUUAAUCAAAGAUAUAGAUGCAUUAUUAAUACCAACUUGUCCUCUUAAUCCAACUAUUGAACAAGUUCUUAAAGAACCAAUUAAAGUGAAUUCUAUUCAAGGUACUUGGACUAAUUUUUGUAAUUUGGCUGAUUUUGCAGCUUUGGCCUUACCAAAUGGAUUUAGAAAUGAUGGUCUACCAAAUGGAUUUACUCUUUUAGGUAGAGCCUUUGAAGAUUAUGCCUUAUUAUCUCUUGCUAAAGAUUAUUUUAAUGCUAAAUAUCCAAAACAUGAUCGUUCAAUUGGUAAUAUUAAAGAUAAAACUUCUGGUGUUGAAGAUUUACUUGAUAAUUCAUUACCUCAACCAAAUUUAAAUUCUAGUAUUAAAUUGGCAGUCGUUGGUGCUCAUUUGGAAGGUUUACCAUUAUAUUGGCAAUUGGAGAAGGUUCAAGCAUACAAAUUAGAAACAACUAAAACCUCUUCAAAUUAUAAAUUAUAUGCAUUACCAAAUUCAAAUAAAAAUUCUAUUAUGAAACCUGGUUUAAGGAGAAUCUCAUCUUCUAAUGAAGUUGGUGGUUCUCAAAUUGAAGUUGAAGUUUAUUCCAUUCCAUUGGAAAAUUUUGGUGAUUUUAUUUCCAUGGUCCCGCAACCUUUAGGUAUUGGAUCAGUGGAAUUAGAAUCUGGAGAAUGGGUCAAAUCUUUUAUCUGUGAAGAAUGUGGUUAUAAAGAAAAUGGUAGUAUUGAAAUCACACAUUUUGGUGGUUGGAGAAACUAUUUAAAGCAUUUGAAUUUGAAUUCGAGAUUAGAGAAAUCAAAGAAACCUUUUAAAAAAGUUUUGGUUGCCAAUAGAGGUGAGAUUGCAGUCCGUAUUAUUAAAACUUUAAAGAAGUUAAAUAUAAUUUCUGUUGCAGUUUAUUCUGAUCCUGAUAAAUAUUCGGAUCAUGUUUUACUUGCCGAUGAAGCUUAUCCAUUGAAUGGUAUUUCAGCUUCGGAAACUUAUAUCAAUAUUGAGAAGAUGUUGAAAGUUAUCAAACUUUCAAAAGCUGAAGCUGUUAUACCAGGUUAUGGCUUCUUAUCUGAGAAUGCAGAUUUUGCUGAUAAAUUAAUAGAAGAAGGUAUAGUUUGGGUUGGGCCAUCCGGUGAUACUAUUAGAAAAUUAGGAUUGAAACAUUCUGCUAGAGAAAUUGCAAAGAAUGCCGGUGUUCCAUUAGUUCCUGGCUCUAAUUUGAUAAAUGACUCACUGGAAGCGAAGGAAAUUGCCCAAAAAUUGGAAUAUCCAAUUAUGAUUAAAUCAACAGCCGGUGGUGGUGGUAUUGGUCUACAGAAGGUUGAUUCCGAGGAUGACAUUGAAAGGGUCUUUGAAACUGUUCAACAUCAGGGUAAAUCUUAUUUUGGAGAUUCUGGUGUUUUCUUGGAAAGAUUUGUUGAGAAUUCUAGACAUGUUGAAAUCCAAAUAUUUGGUGAUGGUAAUGGUAAUGCAAUAGCAAUUGGUGAAAGAGAUUGUUCAUUACAAAGGAGAAAUCAAAAGGUUAUUGAAGAAACUCCAGCACCUAAUCUACCUGAGAUCACAAGGAAGAAAAUGAGAAAAGCAGCCGAACAAUUGGCUUCUUCAAUGAACUAUAAAUGUGCAGGUACUGUUGAAUUUAUUUAUGAUGAAAAAAGGGAUGAAUUCUAUUUCUUGGAAGUUAAUACAAGAUUACAAGUUGAACAUCCGAUUACUGAAAUGGUCACAGGUUUAGAUUUGGUCGAAUGGAUGUUAUUUAUUGCUGCUGAUAUGCCACCUGAUUUCAAUCAAGUAAUUCCAGUUGAAGGUGCUUCAAUGGAGGCUAGAUUGUAUGCUGAGAAUCCAGUUAAAGACUUCAAACCUUCGCCAGGCCAAUUGAUUGAGGUCAAGUUCCCUGAAUUUGCGAGAGUUGAUACAUGGGUUAAAACAGGUACCAUUAUAUCUUCAGAAUAUGAUCCAACUUUGGCUAAGAUCAUCGUUCACGGUAAAGACAGAAUUGAUGCAUUGAAUAAAUUGAGGAAAGCUUUAAAUGAAACCGUCAUUUAUGGUUGUAUUACGAAUAUCGAUUAUUUGAGAAGUAUUGCAAACUCGAAAAUGUUUGAAGAUGCAAAGAUGCAUACCAAAAUUCUAGAUACAUUUGACUAUAAACCAAAUGCGUUCGAAAUCUUAUCACCAGGUGCUUACACCACUGUUCAAGAUUAUCCUGGUAGAGUUGGAUAUUGGAGAAUUGGUGUUCCACCUUCAGGUCCAAUGGAUUCUUAUUCAUUCCGUUUAGCUAAUAGAAUCGUUGGUAACCACUACAAAUCGCCUGCAAUUGAAAUCACCUUGAAUGGCCCUUCGAUUCUAUUCCAUCAUGAAACUGUUAUUGCAAUUACGGGUGGUGAAGUUCCAGUUACACUGAAUGAUGAAAGAGUUAACAUGUACGAACCUAUCAAUAUUAAACGCGGCGACAAAUUAGUCAUUGGCAAAUUAACAAUUGGCUGUAGGUCCUAUUUGUCUAUUAGAGGUGGAAUUGACGUUACCGAAUACUUGGGUUCAAGAUCCACGUUUGCACUAGGCAAUUUGGGUGGUUAUAAUGGUAGAGUCUUGAAGAUGGGCGAUGUUCUAUUUUUGAGUCAACCUGGUUUAUCUUCGAAUAAAUUACCUGAGCCAAUCAGUAAGCCUCAAAUUGCACCAACUUCAGUUAUCCCCCAAAUAUCUACUACUAAAGAAUGGACAGUUGGUGUCACAUGUGGUCCUCAUGGGUCACCUGAUUUUUUCACUGCCGAAUCAAUCAAAGACUUCUUCUCCAAUCCCUGGAAAGUUCAUUAUAAUUCAAACAGAUUUGGUGUCAGAUUGAUUGGCCCAAAACCAAAAUGGGCUAGAAAUGAUGGUGGGGAAGGUGGAUUACAUCCAUCCAAUGCUCAUGAUUAUGUCUAUUCAUUAGGCGCCAUCAAUUUCACUGGUGAUGAGCCAGUUAUUUUGACAUGUGAUGGUCCUUCGCUUGGUGGUUUUGUUUGCCAAGCUGUUGUAGCGGAUGCUGAAAUGUGGAAAAUCGGUCAAGUCAAACCAGGAGAUUCCAUCAAUUUUGUUCCAAUCAGUUUUGAUCAAGCAAUAGAAUUGAAGCAACAACAGAACUCCCUCAUUGAAUCACUAAGUGGUGAAUAUAAUUCGAUUGCGAUUGCUAAACCAUUAAGUGAACCUGAAGACCCUGUUUUGGCAGUUUACCAGGCAAAUGACCAUUCUCCAAAGAUUACCUAUAGACAAGCUGGUGAUAGAUACGUACUUGUUGAAUAUGGUGAGAAUAUUAUGGAUCUUAAUUAUUCUUAUCGUGUCCACAAAUUGAUAGAGAUGGUUGAAUCUCACAAAACUAUAGGUAUAAUUGAAAUGUCACAAGGUGUUAGGUCUGUUUUGAUUGAAUAUGAUGGUUUCGAAAUCCACCAGAAGGUGCUAGUUAAAACUUUACUAUCAUAUGAAGCAGAAGUUGCAUUUACAAACAAAUGGAGUGUUCCCUCGAGAGUCAUUAGGUUACCAAUGGCUUUUGAAGACAGGCAAACUCUAGAUGCAGUUAAAAGAUACCAAGAAACUAUCAGAUCGGACGCUCCAUGGUUACCAAAUAACGUUGAUUUUAUUGCCAACAUUAAUGGAAUUGAAAGAUCAGAGGUUAAAGAUAUGCUAUAUUCUGCAAGAUUUUUAGUUUUGGGUUUAGGUGAUGUCUUCCUAGGUGCUCCUUGUGCGGUGCCACUUGAUCCGAGACAAAGGUUCCUUGGUACUAAAUACAAUCCAUCUAGAACUUUCACACCAAAUGGUACAGUCGGUAUUGGUGGUAUGUAUAUGUGUAUCUAUACAAUGGAAUCCCCAGGUGGUUAUCAAUUGGUUGGUAGAACCAUUCCAAUUUGGGAUAAGCUAUCUUUAGGUGAAUAUACCAAAAAGUACAAUAACGGUAAGCCAUGGUUGUUGACACCGUUUGAUCAAGUAUCCUUCUAUCCCGUCACCGAGGAAGAAUUAGAGGUUAUGGUCGAAGAUUCUAAACACGGUAGAUUCGAAGUGGAUAUCAUUGAAUCUGUUUUUGACCAUACUAAAUAUUUAUCUUGGAUUACUGAGAAUUCUGAUUCUAUUGAAGAAUUCCAGAGGCAACAAGAUGGUGAAAAAUUACAAGAGUUUAAACGUCUCAUUCAGGUUGCGAACGAAGAUCUAGCCAAGUCGGGAACCAAGAUAGUGGAAACUGAGGAAAAAUUCCCUGAGAAUGCAGAACUGAUCUAUUCCGAAUAUUCAGGUAGGUUUUGGAAAUCUUUGGUUAAUGUUGGAGACGAGGUGAAGAAAGGCCAAGGGCUGGUAGUCAUUGAGGCUAUGAAGACCGAAAUGGUAGUGAAUGCUACCAAAGAUGGUAAAGUUUUGAAAAUCGUCCAUGGUAACGGUGAUAUGGUUGAUGCGGGCGACUUGGUUGUCGUUAUCGCUUAA